Marchantia polymorpha subsp. ruderalis is the source of this 1197-nucleotide messenger RNA. The record is from the annotation of a GenBank genome assembly. Lineage: Eukaryota; Viridiplantae; Streptophyta; Marchantiopsida; Marchantiales; Marchantiaceae.
UGCCUUCUUGGAGCGAGCUCUCGACUCUCGAGGGUUGUCUCUCAUUCAUUCGAGCCUUCCCAACACUCUCUUCCUGGAUCCCGUCGCGGGUCGUUGCUGAUUCUCUCCUUGUUUCGAUCGAUAGCAAUGGCGACAGCAUUGAGGAGGCUGGUGCAGGUGCGGUUCGCGCACACAGCGGUAGCGAGCGUGAGCAGCGCGAUCCCUAGAUCAGCUCCGAAGGUCCUGGAGAGCACGGUCAGGCUCACAGCGAUCGCUGAGGAGAAUGGUAGCCGUCACGCGAUAAGGGGUCUUGUUGGGCAGACGCUGCUCAAGACUUUAGUGAGAAGCGGAUUGAUCGAGGGCGAAUCUCACAGGACCGAGGAUCUUACGCAGUGUGGAGCUGAGUGCGAGGUCAGUGUUGCUGGCGAGUGGCUCGAGAAGCUGCCUCCCAGAUCAGAGGACGAGAUGGAAAUCUUGGAAAAGCAUCAACCCAAGGGACAGGCUGUUGAUACCCACACCAGACUCGCUUGCCAGAUCGUCUUGGACCGCAAGCUCGACGGUAUGGCUUUCGCCAUCCCAGAGGCCAGGCCCUGGAUGUCCAACUAAUCCCUGUGUCAAGGAGCAAUCUGGUGUUCAAAGCGAAGGGUCUGAACGCUUACGAUAGGAACGCUUUCGACUUGAAUGUAGAAGGAGCUAUUUGACCUCAAAUUUCUGCAGUGUUGCGAAUAGAGGUGAGGUACAAUGAAUUCCGCAUCAUAGGUCGUGACUCGAUGGAAUUCUUGAUCCGGAAACUGAGAAGUGAGCGAGACAUUUUGAAGUCACAGAGCAAUGGCAGUUGAUGUCUGCCAGAGCAUAGGAUUUGAAGUCGUUACUUGCUUCUUCUAUUACGCGGAUGAACACUUUGACAAAAAUGGACGAGGACGAGGACGGGGACGGAAAAAAACCAGCGCGUGCUCAAGCAAGUGCUGGACUAGAAACCGGUACACGUUUCGAAAAUCUCUUGAAAUUGAUGCUAGGGUUUCUUGGCUUCUUUGUUUCGAAUUGAUUCAUUCUACAUCUCCACCGACGAACAACUUCGGAGGAAGACUUUGUUCAGUAGUGUGGAUCACAUUCGAGAAGUGUGUAUUUCAUAUUCUUUUGUUCGAAAAGGGCUCACUUUUCAGCUCCGCUUUUUACACAUGAAAUCGUAAUAAUAUCAUCCUGCAAUCAUUUUUCUUC